Molecule: messenger RNA, 1776 nt
Organism: Lecanosticta acicola
Lineage: Eukaryota; Fungi; Ascomycota; Dothideomycetes; Mycosphaerellales; Mycosphaerellaceae
Source: the annotation of a GenBank genome assembly
AUGAGCCGCCGACCACCCACGGGCGCAGACCGCACAGAAGUCAACCGGGCCACUUUGAAGGCACUUGUCAAGGUCGAAUCGAACAAGAGCUGUGCUGAUUGCAAACGCAACAAGCACCCAAGAUGGGCGAGCUGGAAUAUUGGUGUUUUCGUCUGCAUUCGCUGCUCGGGCAUUCAUCGAGGCAUGGGCACACACGUCUCCCGAGUGAAAUCGGUCGAUCUGGACUCCUGGACGGAUGAACAACUGCAGAGCAUGAUCAAAUGGGGCAAUGCAAGAGCGAACAAGUAUUGGGAGCAUAAGCUGGCCGAAGGACAUGUGCCCAACGAGGCGAAGAUCGAGAACUUCAUUCGGACAAAGUAUGAUAGCAAGCGAUGGGUCAUGGAUGGACCCUUGCCAGAUCCAAGCACGUUGGAUGAUGGAGGAGAUGUGGAUGAUGAUGUCCCGCUGAAUGUUGUACAAGAGAAGGCAAGGGAGCGGGCACGAGGCGCAAGUUUGAGGAAUGGCAGCGCACCUUCUGCUGUUCCACCACCUGUGAGGGCUGCGCAGGUUGAUUUGUUUGGGGACGAACCUACAUCACAGCCGGCGAGACCAAGCACUACCGAGCCAUCGAUCAACAGGUCUGGGCUUCCGAAAGCUCCGGCUACGCCAGCGAAACAAGUCAAGCCUGGAGAGAGUCUGCUUGGCCUGGAUUUCUUUGGAGGUACUCAAUCAGCGCCGCCUGCUCGCCCGUCAAGCACAGGCCCCAACACGUCUGGAGCUCCUGGGAGAUCAGACCUUAAGCAAUCGAUUCUGUCUCUAUACGCUUCGAAGCCAGCCGCUCCGCCACAACCAAAACCGGCUGCCAGCGAUCCAUUCGGAGGGCUCGGAGGCAUGCAGUCCCCGCCUCUCACAUCUCCCACACAGCAACAGCCGCAAUCCAACGCACAAGCACUGGGCGGGCUGGGGAAUGCUUUCGGUUCCUUGUCAUUCUCGCAACCGGCCCAGCAGAAACCCAUGCCAUUCUCAAACUUCAACCCACCCACGGGACACUCACGGCAAUCCUCUCAAAUCAAAUCGCCGCUUCCAUUGAGCGGAGGUGGAUUCUUCGAUGUCAAGCCAGCACCUCCUUCAAAGCCUACUUCACCACCAGCUCAGCCAGCGGUGACAACUCGACAGCCUAGCAACAGCUUCGGAGCAGACUUUGGCGAGUUCUCGUCUGCAUCGCCCGUGACAUCUGUCAAGAGCCCUCCAGCAGCGAGCGGCACCAUGGGAGAUCUCUUCGACAUGUCUGCUCCAGAGCUGCCAUCUAAGCCGGCCCCUGCUCCAGCCCCAGCAGCAAAGCAGCCGCCACCUAUCAAUUACUCGGCGUUUAACUUAUCACAGCCUGCACCAGCUCCCACUCCUGCGCCAGCUCCCAAGCCAGCCCAGACAUCAUCUGUAGCGAGUCUGUCCAUGAGCAGCGCCGACGCGUGGGGCUCCAACGAUGCGUGGGCAGCACCCGAUCCCCAGCCAGCCAAGCCAGCGCCGCCGGCGACGCAGACAUCGACAUCUUCGCUCAAGUCUGCACCAGCGCCUGCGGUGACCACGAGCAUGCAAAGCCCAUUCGACUCCGGCUGGGGCGAUCCAGAACCAGCAAAACCGGCCAACACGUCGACCAGCGCAGGUGGGUUUAGUGUGCAGCAGGACGAGGAAUUUGGAGGUUGGUCGCAUGCUAGCCCAGUUGCCACGACACCUGGGCCCAAGCAGGGUGGGCUAGGAGGCAACGCUGACGAUUUGUUUGGUAAUGUUUGGGAGUGA